AUGGGCCAGGUUGGGAGAUUCGCAUGGGUCCUAUGGUCGAGCGUUUUGACCAUUGGCUCUCUGAUAUGCCUUAUCAUUGUUGCUAUUGGUUGCAUACAUCCCAAGCAAGCAAAGAAUCUCUAUAUGUUUCAGAUUGACCUCAAAAACCUUACAAGUUCGCCUAACUCUGCGAUUGAUACAACCCUUGAAGCUAUCACUGGCGGACAUAUGAAUCAAUUUGUGCAGGCCCUGCAGGAGGGGAAUCAAUCAGGAAACUUGCAGGAUUUCUACACCAUCGGGCUUUGGAACUACUGUGCUGGCAAUAACCCGCACGACGGGGUCUACAACACAACCUACUGUUCUAAGCCCCGCGGUGGAUUUUGGUUUGAUCCGAUCGAGCUCUGGGGGUUGAAUGAAACCGACAUAGGGAAGCAUCCCCCUCACCGGUUGCAACAGACGCUGGAUAUCUACCAAAAAGCCUCUCUUUGGAUGCAGAUCCUGUAUCUUCUCGCUAUCUGUACCGGCAUUCUCCAGCUUUUGGUUGGUCUCCUGGCCUGCUGCAGUCGCCUGGGAAGCUGCAUCGCCUGGCUUCUCACCGGAGUCUCCCUCUUGUUUACUCUUGCUGCAUCCAUCACUUCCACGACGCUCUUCGCCACUCUUGCGGGCACAUUCAAAGUGACCUUCAAGGCCUACGGAGUCUACAGUCAUAUGGGUCGACACAUCUACAUCGCCACCUGGCUGGCGGUCACUUUGUCCCUCUUGGCGGGAGUGUCGUGGCUCCUCAAUUGCUGCUGUUUUCCGGGCGACAGAGCGAGGCGUGUCCCAGCCCGAACCGGCGGUCCUGUCGCUGCGGCAAACAGUGCUUACAGCUACAGACCGGUCACCGCGGGCAAGAUUCCAGAGGUCUCCGAUCACGUACCUCUGCUCAUUUGCCCUGCUCCUCCGCAAGUUCACGACAGGCAGGACUAUCGUCCGUAUCAGCAGCAGCGGCAGCAGUACCAAUACCACCCCCACAACAUAUACCCCGAAGCCCACGAAAUGCGUUGA
Molecule: messenger RNA, 1026 nt
Organism: Aspergillus japonicus CBS 114.51
Lineage: Eukaryota; Fungi; Ascomycota; Eurotiomycetes; Eurotiales; Aspergillaceae
Product: SUR7/PalI family protein
Exons: 2
Coding region: 1-1026 (341 amino acids)
Biological process (GO): fungal-type cell wall organization
Cellular component (GO): cell cortex of cell tip; plasma membrane
Source: RefSeq, a predicted model, not a curated record